GUGACACAGCAGCCGCACCUACCCGGGAUGUUCGCUCUCACUCUCCGUGAUCUCCUCUACGUAAGGUAGAUCACCCGCAUCGCUCACCGACACUUCCUGCCUUCUCACCUGACAUGCAGGAGCUGAUGGCCUACCUCCAGGAUCCGGAGCUUGUGGCCCGGUUCCAGAGAAAAUGCGGGCUGUACCUAGUCGAAGGGUCGAAUCCGGGCCCCGGCAGGAGCCGAUCUGCGAACGGAGCCCCUAUCACCCAGGAGAAACCACGUGGGCAGCUGCAGGGAAGCUGGGACCGGCAAGACAGCAACUCAAACUAUGAAUACAAGGACUGCAAAAAGCCUCAGUAUGAGGUAAGAAACCGGCUGCUCCACUUCCUCUUCCUGUUCUCGGCUGCUCUAGGUCAUGAAGUGUUUUACAUCACCUGCUUGCCCUGCAUACACUGGAAUCUGGACCCGUUCCUCUGCCGCCGCCUUGUCAACAUGUGGACCUUGGUGAUGUACGUUGGCCAGGUGAUGAAGGACCUGCUGAAGCUUCCUCGCCCGCCCUCGCCGCCUGUGGUCAAGCUUGAGACGCGCGUGGACGCGGAGUACGGACUGCCGUCCACCCACGCGAUGGCCGCCACUGCCAUCUCCUUCACACUUUUACUGAGUGCUCCCUCCAGAGUACAGUUCUGCUUCCAGACAGGCCUGCUGAUCGCUGCGACGUUCUCGUCUCUGGUGUCUCUGAGCCGACUCUACACUGGCAUGCACUCAGUUCUGGAUGUGGUUUGUGGCAUUUUGAUCACUGUCGUCCUGAUUCUGCUCACCUACCCUUUCUGGGAAUCCUUCGACAGCUUCCAGCUGACCAGCCCACUGUCCCCCAUCAUCGCUCUGUCACUGCUGCUCUUCCUAAGCUACACAUACCCAGAGCUGGACCAUUACACCACCACACGAGGAGACACCACCACCAUUCUCGGCGCGUGCGCUGGUUGCUCAGUUGGAUACUGGGCCAACGUGCAGCUGGGUGACACUUUUGAGCCCCGGGGGCCGUUACCUGUUCCUCUACCCACAGUAACGGCGCUGUCUGUGGCCAGAGGGGCUGGACGAAGCCUGGUGGGAGUUGUUGCCCUGGUGGGAACUCGGCAGAUAGUGAAGAAACUGAGUUUGGAGGCGUUGUAUUCUUGGUACAAUGCUCCGAAAACGGAUAAAAAUGCCAGGAGGAGGAAGGAAAUAGAAGUACCAUCCAAGUUUGUCACAUACACAGCUGUUGGACUGGUUAACUCUAUAUUGGUCAACAGAGUCUUUGCUCUGAUUGGACUUCUAUGAUCAUCUGGCAUCCAGUAAGACUGAUCUGUAAUUACCUAAACAAUGAACUUUAUAUUUAUCUUACUGUACAUUAUUGAGCUUUUAUAAACUGAAAAAGAAGUGAACGUGUGACUCCCCAGUGGAAAUGAUUUAUAUAAGACUGCAUACAAGACAUGUCGCUGAUGUAAAGCUUAGCUGUAAAUAAAAAAAGUUUGUCCACACACAAAUAAAGCUUUCAUGGUUCUAAAUUUGAUUGUUUGAAUCAAUGGUUAGAGAGUGCAGUUAUUUAUGUUUCAAACUGAACUGUAGCAACUUUACUUUACUUUAUAGCC
Xiphophorus maculatus (southern platyfish) is the source of this 1609-nucleotide messenger RNA. It is a transcript of the gene sgpp2, whose product is annotated as sphingosine-1-phosphate phosphatase 2. NCBI's taxonomy places the organism in Eukaryota, Metazoa, Chordata, Actinopteri, Cyprinodontiformes, Poeciliidae. The coding region runs from base 114 to 1298 and encodes 394 amino acids. The record is from RefSeq and is a predicted model, not a curated record. The transcript has 5 exons. Gene Ontology annotation, biological process: phospholipid dephosphorylation; sphingosine metabolic process. Gene Ontology annotation, cellular component: endoplasmic reticulum membrane. Gene Ontology annotation, molecular function: sphingosine-1-phosphate phosphatase activity.